Molecule: messenger RNA, 1224 nt
Organism: Budorcas taxicolor (takin)
Lineage: Eukaryota; Metazoa; Chordata; Mammalia; Artiodactyla; Bovidae
Gene: GHRHR
Product: growth hormone releasing hormone receptor
Exons: 13
Coding region: 1-1224 (407 amino acids)
Biological process (GO): adenylate cyclase-activating G protein-coupled receptor signaling pathway; positive regulation of cell population proliferation; cell surface receptor signaling pathway
Cellular component (GO): plasma membrane
Molecular function (GO): G protein-coupled peptide receptor activity; growth factor binding; peptide hormone binding
Source: RefSeq, a predicted model, not a curated record
AUGGGCAGCAGGAUGUGGGGCGCCUGCGUCCUCUGCUUGCUGGGCCCCUUGCCAAUCGUCCUGGGCCACGUGCACCCAGAAUGUGAUGUCAUCACUCAGCUGAGAGAGGACGAGCAAGCAUGUCUACAAGCUGCUGAAGGGAUGCCCAACUCCACCUUGGGCUGCCCCAGAAUCUGGGACGGGCUGCUGUGCUGGCCGACGGCGGGCUCCGGAGAGUGGGUGAGCCUCCCCUGCCCGGCUUUCUUCUCUCACUUCAGCUUGGAGCCAGGGGCUGUGAAGAGGGACUGCACCAUUGCAGGCUGGUCGGAGCCCUUCCCGCCUUAUCCCGAAGCCUGCCCUGUGCCCCUGGAGCUGCUGACUGAGGAGAAAUCCUACUUCUCCGCGGUAAGGAUCGUCUACACCAUGGGCCACAGCGUCUCGGCUGCAGCCCUCCUAGUGGCCAUCAUCAUCCUGGUUGCUCUCAGGAGGCUCCACUGCCCCAGGAACUACAUCCACACCCAGCUGUUCACCACCUUUAUCCUCAAGGCGGCAGCUGUGUUCCUGAAGGACGCCACCCUCUUUCCCCAGGAGAACAUGGACCACUGCAGCUUCUCCACUGUCCUGUGCAAGGCUUCUGUGACCGCCUCUCAUUUCGCUACCAUGACCAACUUCAGCUGGCUGCUGGCAGAAGCUGUGUACCUGACCUGCCUCUUAGCCUCCACAUUGCCCAGCACAAGGAGGGUCUUCUGGUGGCUGGUUCUCGCUGCCUGGGGGCUUCCUCUGCUCUUCACCAGCAUGUGGGUGGGUUGCAAGUUGGCCUUUGAAGAUGUUGCGUGCUGGGACCUGGACGACAGCUCCCCCUACUGGUGGAUCAUCAAAGGACCCAUCGUCCUCUCUGUUGGGGUGAACUUUGGGCUUUUUCUCAAUAUUAUCCGUAUCCUGCUGAGGAAACUGGAGCCAACUCAGGGCAGCCUCCACACCCAGACUCAGUACUGGCGUCUCUCUAAGUCAACGCUUCUCCUCAUUCCGCUGUUUGGAAUCCACUAUGUCAUUUUCAACUUCCUGCCUGACAGUGCUGGGCUGGACAUCCGCCUCCCCCUAGAACUGGGACUGGGCUCUUUCCAGGGCUUCAUUGUUGCUAUCCUGUACUGCUUCCUCAACCAAGAGGUGAGGACUGAGAUCUCACGGAGAUGGCACGGCUACGAUCCUGAACUUCUGCCAGCCCGGAGGACUCAUAUCAAGUGA